CGCCGGGCUCGGGCCCGGCCGGGCGCGGAGCGGCGCGGCCGCGGAGCAGCUGCCUGGGCGCGACGUGGAGGGCUGGCGGCGGCGGCGGCGGCGGCGGCGAUGCACUAGGCCUCGCUCGGGGCGGCUGCCCGGGACCCGCAGUUGAGUGGUGAUUUUAUGCAAUGGCUUCAAGCCACAGUUCUUCACCAGUGCCUCAAGGAAGCGGUAGUGAUGUUUUCUUUAAAAAAGAGGUAGAUUCAACAAAACACAUCCGACCUGUACAGUCACUGCCAGAUGUGUGUCCCAAGGAACCCACAGGUGAUUCAAAUAGUUUAUGUGUUGCCCCAUCUCUAGUUGCAGAUCAACAUAGAUGGACUAUAUAUCAUUCCAAAGUAAAUCUUCCAGCAGCAUUAAAUGAUCCUAGAUUAGCAAAAAGAGAAUCUGAUUUCUUCACAAAAACUUGGGGAUUGGAUUUUGUGGACACAGAUGUCAUACCUUCAUGCUACCUCCCACAGAUCAGCAAGGAUCAUUUUACAGCUUAUCAACAGGAAAUCUCUCAGAGAGAGAAGAUUCAUGAGAGAUGCAAGAAUAUUUGUCCUCCUAAAGAUACCUUUGACAGAACGCUCUUACAUACUCAUGAUAAAUCCAGGACAGAUCUGGAGCAAGUACCUAAGAUUUUUAUGAAACCAGAUUUUGCCUUGGAGGAUUCCUUAACUUUUAAUUCAGUUUUACCGUGGUCUCAUUUUAAUACUGCUGGUGGAAAAGGAAAUCGUGAUGCAGCGUCUUCAAAGUUGUUACAAGAAAAGCUGAGCCAUUAUCUGGAUAUUGUGGAAGUAAACAUUGCUCAUCAGAUCUCUCUACGUUCAGAAGCAUUUUUUCAUGCAAUGACCUCUCAACACGAAUUGCAGGACUACCUCAAGAAAACUUCCCAGGCUGUAAAAAUGCUUCGAGAUAAAAUUGCACAGAUUGACAAAGUAAUGUGUGAAGGAUCACUACAUAUUUUAAGACUGGCACUUACCAGAAAUAAUUGUGUUAAAGUGUACAAUAAACUGAAGUUAAUGGCUACUGUACACCAGACCCAACCUACAGUACAGGUGUUGUUAUCUACUUCUGAAUUUGUUGGAGCAUUGGACUUAAUAGCUACAACACAAGAGGUUCUACAGCAGGAACUUCAGGGCAUUCACAGCUUCCGACAUUUGGGAUCACAGCUUUGUGAGUUAGAAAAACUGAUAGAUAAAAUGAUGAUUGCAGAAUUUUCUACUUAUUCUCAUAAUGAUUUAAAUAGACCACUGGAAGACGACUGUCAGAUUUUAGAAGAGGAAAGACUAGUAUCUCUUGUAUUUGGACUUUUAAAACAAAGAAAACUUAAUUUUUUAGAAAUCUAUAGUGAAGAAAUGAUCAUUACAGCAAAGAAUAUCAUUAAACAGUGUGUGAUUAAUAAAAUUUCACAGAUAGAAGAAAUAGAUACAGAUGUUGUUUUGAAGCUUGCUGAUCAGAUGAGAAAGUUGAAUUUUCCUCAGUGGUUUGAUCUGCUCAAGGAUAUAUUCUCUAAGUUUACAAAUUUCCUUCAGAGAGUUAAGGCAACAUUAAACAUUAUUCACAGUGUUGUUCUCUCAGUUCUUGACAAAAAUCAAAGGACUAGAGAAUUGGAGGAAAUUUCACAGCAGAAGAAUACAACAAAAGAUAAUUCACUGGACACAGAGGUGGCUUAUUUAAUCCAUGAAGGCAUGUUUAUAAGUGAUACAUUCAGUGAAGGGGAAUUAACACCUAUAGCAAUGGACUCUACUUCGCAAAGAAAUGCAUCUCCAAAUAGCGAGCCCUGCAGCAGUGACUCAGUAUCUGAACCAGAAUGUACUACUGAUUCUUCAUCCAGCAAAGAGCAGACAUCAUCUUAUGCUACUCCAGGAGGUGUAGAUAUUAUAAUCAGCGAAGACAUGAAAUUAACUGAUUUAGAACUAGGAAAGCUGGCAAAUAAUAUCCAGGAGUUACUGUAUAGUGCCUCAGAUAUAUGUCAUGAUCGAGCUGUCAAAUUUCUCAUGUCAAGAGCAAAGGAUGGUUUUCUUGAGAAGCUAAAUUCCACGGAAUUCAUUACACUUUCUAGAUUAAUGGAAACAUUUAUUUUAGACACUGAGCAGAUCUGUGGAAGGAAAAGUAUGUCUUUAUUUGGAGCACUUCAGAGCCAAGCUAAUAAAUUUGUUAAUAGGUUUCAUGAAGAAAGAAAAACCAAGCUCAGCCUCCUCUUAGACAAUGAACGCUGGAAGCAAGCUGAUGUUCCUGCAGAAUUCCAGGAUCUUGUUGAUUCUAUAUCAGAUGGAAAGAUUGCUUUACCUGAAAAAAAAUCAGGGGCUGCAGAAGAAAGGAAACCAGCUGAAGUUCUCAUUGUAGAGGGACAACAAUAUGCUGUUGUUGGAACUGUAUUGCUGUUGAUCAGAAUUAUUCUUGAAUAUUGUCAAUGCGUGGAUAACAUCCCAUCUGUUACUACUGACAUGCUUACUCGUCUGUCAGAUUUAUUAAAGUACUUCAAUUCACGAAGUUGCCAGUUAGUUCUUGGAGCAGGUGCACUGCAAGUUGUUGGACUAAAAACAAUAACUACAAAAAAUUUGGCUCUUUCUUCACGCUGCUUGCAGUUAAUUGUGCACUACAUUCCUGUGAUCCGGGCUCAUUUUGAAGCUCGACUGCAGCCUAAGCAGUAUAACAUGCUUAGGCAUUUUGAUCAUAUCACUAAGGACUACCAUGACCACAUAGCUGAAAUAUCAGCUAAACUUGUAGCGAUAAUGGAUAGCUUAUUUGACAAGCUGUUAUCUAAGUAUGAGGUGAAAGCUCCCGUUCCUUCUGCCUGUUUUAGGAAUAUUUGUAAGCAAAUGGCAAAAAUGCAUGAAGCGAUAUUUGAUCUUCUUCCGGAAGAACAAACACAAAUGUUGUUUUUAAGAAUUAAUGCAAGUUACAAACUUCACUUGAAAAAGCAGUUAUGUCACUUAAAUGUGAUAAAUGAUGGAGGACCUCAAAAUGGGUUGGUCACAGCAGAUGUAGCUUUUUACACUGGAAAUCUUCAAGCCUUAAAAGGCCUUAAAGAUUUGGACCUAAAUAUGGCUGAGAUCUGGGAACAGAAGAGGUGAUAACAUUGAAAAACUGGGAACUUCAUUUGACCAUGGGCUAUACGUGUGAAGAAAGUAUGGAUGCCUGUCAUUCAAGAACUGAACCUGGAACCCAAAGUGAACUGGGUGGAAAAGUGGGGAAAAGGAAAGUAUCAGUGUUGGAAAACUGGGAUUCAGUGGGAUCUAUAAGGAAUACCAUUUUUAUGUUUCCUUUAGUGAGGAGUAAUUGAUCAGGUGUCUAUAACAUUUUUCAUUCUCUCUGGAAACAGACUCAGGUUUCUUUGGACCAAAUCCAAAAGAACACAUAGCUGUAACACAGCUGUAGUUGACUAGAAUGCUCUGUAUACUUUAUAUUAAAAAAUGCUUUGCAUUUCUUCCAGUGCAAUGAAAUUCAUAUGGUGUCCCACCUUAUUUAAUGAUGGUACAAUUUAAAAUAUUAAAAUCUUAGUCAACCUCUGUAGAAAGUUUUCUCUAUGAAAGUAAAGCUGUUUGAAAAUUAUUUUUUUACAGAUCUUUCUAUAAAAAAUAAACAUCUUUUGAUUGCUUGAAUUUUAGGAAUUCAAUUUUUGUUUUAGUGGCCAAUGUCAAAUUUUAGGCUUUGUGUGUCGAGUAUUUAAUAUUUUUACUACACGGUAUGUCAGCUGGGGAAAGCCUUCAGAAUAGUCUAAAUACUUGAAAGUCUGAUCAUAAGUAGUAACUAAAGAAUAAGAUACUGGCAUUUGUGCACCUUUUAAUAUUUUUCAGAAGUGGUAUUUGAAAAGUUGUGGUUUAAUGGUUGUAUUUUUAUAAAAGUAUCUGAUGGGUUGGUGGAGGGGGGCUUAUUUCUAGCAAAAGUAAGAAAACAUGUUUAUGUAUUCUACCUACUUACUGGUUCUCAUUUUCACAUUUACAUGACUGAUGGAAGUAUGGCCUCCCUGGGUUCUUGUUUCAGAAGGUAAAAAACUUUUAUAAUACAGGCUGCCACGUGGGGGCCAGAAAUUAGAUGAGAAGUAAGUUACUUAAAAACUUCUAAUACCUACCUUCAAAAUUUAGAAUCAGCAGCACUCUGCAAAUGAAAGUGCCUGUGCCUCAGCUCACACCAGAAAUCUUGUUUAACCUGGUCAGAGUGCCUAACCCUGUGAUUAUGUAAUGAAAUAAUCUCAUUUUGUGCUCUUUGGUUUCCUAAGAGGAAAGCCUGUUUUCUUUCCUUUAUCAUUACAGAGGUAUGUCAUUGGUUCUCAAAUUGUCUGUCUAAAAUAAAGCUAUAAGAAAUUACCAGACUUUAAAAGACAAAUUUUUUUAAUAGUAUACAGUCAACUUUAAACAAGUAACCUACUCAAAACAAGUAUGGAAGAAUUGGAAAAUGUGUUUGGAUUCUUAGAGAAAAGGCACAAAUUGAACCACCUGCAGGCCUGUUUUUCAGUGAAAACAGCAGCUUAAAGAAAAGCUUGAAGAAAAGGGAACUUUUUAUAAAAUUAUAAACCCACCCCACAUUACUAGAAAACAAGGAAUAAAAGAAAUGUCCUAUCUCUGCCCACCCAUCUCCCUCAGCUGGGAAAAGAACUACCACAUUGUUUGGAUAAAUUAAGAGUCUAUAAAGCAUGGCAGGCAUCCCAGUUUUAAAACUAGAUGAAAAAGGUACACCUUCAAGUUUAAUUCCUAUAGAAAUAAUAGUGUGGUUAAAAUUUGUAGAAAUGCAA
This is a messenger RNA of Sorex araneus (European shrew), 4753 nucleotides long. RefSeq names its product VPS54 subunit of GARP complex (gene VPS54). Gene Ontology annotation, biological process: retrograde transport, endosome to Golgi; Golgi to vacuole transport. Lineage: Eukaryota; Metazoa; Chordata; Mammalia; Eulipotyphla; Soricidae. Gene Ontology annotation, molecular function: syntaxin binding. Bases 162 to 3095 code for a protein of 977 amino acids. The transcript has 23 exons. The record is from RefSeq and is a predicted model, not a curated record. Gene Ontology annotation, cellular component: GARP complex.